AAGUGUGAAGAAGAACAAAGCGAUUGUUAGUGCAAAUCCAAUGAAACAUAAAAAAAGCAUCAAGAACCCAAAAUAUAUAAUCUAAGACAAAUCCUAUAAAAUACAAUGUGCUAGUAACUGUUUAAGUAUGGCUGUAUAUACAUAGGUUGUAUUACAUAAAGUGACGUUAAGUGCAAGAGUAUCUGUACUUAAGGAGACACUGACAGGAAAUGAUAAAGUUAAUAAGAGACCCUUGGCAAGAGGAACUCUUCUAGGUAGCAGCCGGACACAUGAAAACACAGUGGGACAGUGACUGUGUCAGUGUAGGUAUGAUGUAUUGAGUAUAAGCAUAAAGGGCAGUACAUGGUGGGGGGCGGGAAGUGUGCUGAGGGGCUGUGGAGAGGAGUGGUUGAUGUGGAUGUAGUGGUGGUGGUGGGGGGGGGUUAACGGGUGGAGGUGUUGAUCAGCCAGAUGGCUUUUACAUUUUGUUCCACAACUACUACCCGACCUGCUGAGUAUUUUCAAACAUUUUCUGUUUGUUUAAUUUCAGAUGUAUUUCAUUAUUCCUCCAUAUCACACUGAGUGGAUCUAUAAACAAUUUUUUUCUCUUCUGAAUUUUUUUUUUAAAACCUCAUAAAAGAGAUCUUUUGUUUCAAACAGGUGCGGAAUAAAUUUAUCUCUAUUGUAUCCUAAGUCAAUCUAGUUAAAACUUCCUCUAUAUUACUCACAGCAGUUGCUUUCCGGUACCAUCACUGUAAAAUUUUCCAUUUCCUCCAUACUUUCACCCCACUGAUUGUGUGUGGGGGUGGGGGUGGGUGAUGGGUAAGUGAAGGAUUUAGAGCCCUUAAAACUGUUAAUUACAAGAUGCAGUAUACAAUCUCCGACUAUCAGGGCUCUUUAUCAACUUAAUCCAGAACUCAGGUCCUCAAGUUGAAAGGUCACUGUGCUCCUCACUGUUCAAAAGAGAAAAUUGACAUAAAAAUACCUAAAAUUCAACUGAUAAAAUGUAAUGAGAUUUGAGUUGAUGUAUUGCUGCAAUCUGCUCUGUGGUCAGUUUCUUGUAAAACAUGUUCAGAUGAAAGCAGCUGCAGCUGCCCUCUCCACUGGUUGAUGCUGCAUCUCAGUGAAACCACAGUUCGCUGUUCACACUUACUUCACAAAGUGGUUAUUUUACUAGAUUUAAUGUCAAGUCAGAGAGGGAGAAAGAUGCAGCACAGGAACAGACCCUUUAGCAUCAAUUAGCAACUAUCCAUUUACACUUUUCUUAAAGAUAAGAGAUUCUGCAGUUGCUAUCAAUCCAGGGCAACAAACACAAACUGCUGGAGGAACUCAGCAGCAUCUAUGGAGAGGAAUAAACAGUUAAUGUUUUAGGUAGAGACCCUUCAGAAUAAAAGGAAGGCAGAAGAAAUCAGAAUAAAUAGGUGAGGGGGGAGGAAAGAAGUAGAAGCUGACAAAUGGCAGGUGAAAUUAGGUAAGGGAGAGGGGAGAAUGAAGUGACAGGCUGGGAGGUAAUAAGUGGAAGAGGUUAAGUUCUGAAGAAGGAAGAAUCUGAUAUAGUAAUCCCUCUUUUUUGGGAGAGCAGCUGCGAAACAUCUUAGGCUCCAGGGAUUUAUAUUUACGCAUAUUAAGGCAUCUAAUAUAUCCACCGUUCUAAAGUUAACAUGUUCUACAACACCCCAUUCACCAACCUGAAAUUGGCAACUACAAUCUUUCCCCUUGAUGAAUACAGACGAACAGCAGUCAUAUACACAAGAGAUUCUGCAAACACAAAACGCCGACUGUGUAUUCCUCUCUAUAGAUGCUGCCUGACCAGCUGAGUUCCUCCAGCAUUUUGUGUGCGUGAGCAGUAUUCACAGAUUUAUACAGGCCCUUCAGCCCAUGUUGCCCACCCAGCAAGCCCCAAUUUCCUGCAUUCAGUCCAUAGCCCUCCAAGCUCAACUCCUCCAUGUACAAAGCUAAGUGAUACCAUUACAGUAAAUACCUCAUGCAUGUUCUUUGGCUCCAUGUAAAGAUUGUGGAACUGGCACCACCCAAAAACUUGAUUGAUUUAUUUCUGACAUGAUUUUCAAUCCUUAUUCAGUGGUUUGAGAACAUGUACUUCUCUCAGAGCAAUAACACCUGGCCAUUACAGCCAUGUCCAUGCAAAUAAUUAUUGAAAGGAUGAGCAAUGCAUCUUAUCACACCUCAGACAAUGACCAUAAACCACCAGGUCGUCAUUAACAAACGACAGAGCCAUCAGGGUUUGGAGAGUCAGAGUGAGUUAUGGUUUGUGAAAUAGUGUGAAAGUAGUCAGGAUUUCAGGAAAUUGUUCUCAGAAUAGAGUGUCUUUGCAAUACACUGCCAAUGGACAUUGUUCCUUCUAAAUUGCGCAAGUGCCCGGCAGCACAGUAAAGCCCAAUUUAUACUUCUGCGUCAAAUGUAUGCUGUAGGUACGGCGUAGCCGUGUACCUUACACUGUACUCUACGCCAAACCCUACGCCAUAGCCUAAGGCACACCCCUCCCAAAAUGUAACUACAUGUCGUGGUGAUGCAGACCGCAACAACUGUGAUUGGUCCGCUUGGUAGCAUUGCAUUUCCUCCUACGCAUUUCCAGUUGCUUCUUCUUCUCCGCCAUUUCAGAAUCGAGAGAGAAGAAACUCUUGUUCAACGUUUAUUAGCUCCAACCCCAACAUGAUGCGCUCAGUUUCAAUCGCCAUUGUUUGAAGUACAGGAAGAAACUCAACACAGUGGCAUAGAAACCCCACCGCCAACUAGCGUUUUGGCGGUGAAUUGCAGAGCAAUCCAGACACACCAACACACAAGUAUAAAUGCUCACAAUGGCGUAGGCCACCUGCGUAGGCUAUGGCGUAGCCCGUACGCACAGCCUUUACUGAAAUGUUCCCACGCACAUAGCCUUUGUUACUGGAAUUUCUUUUUAUAUAAUGUUAAUAUGAUUUUGAAAUUUAUGUCAAUACCAUGGUGAAACACCUUGUAAUUUUGUUAAUGAAUAUAAUUUCUAAAUUUUCCAAAGAAUAAAUGAACUACAACCUUUGCUUUGAAACACUUUAGAGUUUCAAUGUAUUUACAUCAUGUUUCAAGUUAUGACACUGUUACAAAUUGUAACAAUAAACACAGUGUGGCAGGGUGGAGAUACGUCUCUACCAAAGGAGGUGUAAGGCACUCCUUCCCUCUCUACCAAAGAAGGUGAAAGGUGCUCCUUCCUUCUGCUAGCCUGCAGGUCACCCUUGGGCAGGGUGUAGAACCUGCUUAGCCCCCCCACCACCCGAUCAGGGUCAUGUGGAGCUAUGGGAGCAGUUGGUAGAUAGUCCUACGAGCAGCUGGUGCAUAUCACAAGCCUUGGCUAUGCGACCUCUAAUGCCAGCCAGAUAAUCUCUGAAGAGUAUUGAUGAUAGCUGGGGUCACCUGUCUUGUAAAGACACUGCUCAGAAGGCGGCAAUGGCAAACCACUUCUGUAGAAAAAUUUGCCAAGAACAAUCAUGGUUGUGGAAAGACCAUGAUCGCUCAUACAACACAGCACAAAACAAACGAACGACAAACACAGAAUAGAAGUCAGUAGCUCAUUCUUAAUAAACCAUUGGUCGGCUGAAUGCCAACACCGUCUAGUCAAUAUUCAUACUAUUCAUAUUACACAAAAAAAUUUAAGCUGCCGCAUCGUUUUCAAGCUGUAAAAAUUUCUUGCUUAAGAGCAAUGGACGGUCCAUGCAGCUGUAAAAAAAAAUUAAGAGGGAAUGAUUUCUUGAUUUUAAAUCUUUCUUGAUUUAAGCACAGAUUGAAUCAUGUUGAUGUAAUAAUAUCCAAUGAUCUUGUUGAGAUUAACGAUGUCAAUACAGCCAAAUGACCAUCUUCAUCGGUAACAAUUGGCCCAAGCAAUUUAUCAUCCCCUGGACAGGUUUCAAGUUUAAGUGUAUUGCCUUUCAACCGUACACACAUAUACAGCUAAACGAAACAACGAUCCUCUCCGGCCAAGUUGCAAACACAGCACAUAUAUCACAUACAACGCACAAAAUGAAAAAUAAAAUUCUGUAGAUGCCCAAGAUGACACAAAGUGUAUAUACAACAGUAUACCUGUACUGCUACUGGCGCUGUUAUAAAUAAUGUGUACUGGGUGUUCAGAAGUCUCCCAGCCUGGGGGAAGAAUCUGCAACCCGGCGCAACUUCUUUCUUCUUAUACUGCGUUCGGAUGGUAGGAGAUCAAAGUGAUUGUGGAACGGAUGGGAUGGUUCCUUGACAAUGCUAAGGGCUCUGUCAAAGGUUCAUAACGGUGAAAGUGUAAAUUUCUAGACUAAAGGUUUCUCUUUAUUUGGCCUGGAGUACGUUAAUUGGUUUUGUUCCUGUCCUAAGAAAGUUACCAGAACGCGUUCAGCCGUGAUAUCCACAUGUUGUGUGGAGCAAGUCUGUACUACAAUACCUACUGGGGGAAACUGAGCGAUGGGUUGUUAACGCCUUUCUGCUGCUUGCGGCGUUGGUGCUGCGGUCUGGAAAACAGUAAUUUUAAAUCAGAUAAUCGCAUUGUUCUUCGACUUUGCAAGGAGGCAGGAAACGUAUGCACCCCGCCUCCCCCAGAGCCUACUACAGAGAGGAUGUAACCUUCGGUAACUAGGUUACUUUGCGUGGAGGGCUGACUUGCCUGCUGCCUUCUGACUGGCCCCCGAGGCUGCUGGACAGCGGUGGUUUGCGAGCCUGUAGAGAUGCCGGUGAGAUUCAGCGACCCGAGAGACCUGAUCUCCCCUAAGGCCGUGGCCCAGCUGCUACAGAUCCUCUUCACCUGCGCGGCUCUGGGUCUGUCGAGGACAGCGGCGAGCGGCGGCUCGACCCGUGACGGGGGAUUCACCACCUUCACCUUGUUCACCUGGUGCUUCUCCUUCACCUGCACCCUCCUCGUCUUCGUGGUCGAGUUCACACAGGUGCACAGCCUCUUCCCCCUCACCUGGAAGAACCUGUCAGUGGCCGUCUCCGCCUUCGCCGGGCUCAUGAACCUGGCCACCUCGGUCAUCUACCCGCUGAUGCUGGCGAACGCCGGCGAGAGCCCGCGCUGCGCUCAGCCCGGGGCCUGGAUCCAGCCUCCGUGCGCCUACCACAUCGCCGCCAUCGUCUGCUCCUGCCUAGCCUCGGUGGCCUACGCGGCCGAGGUGCUCAUGUCCCGCAGCUCCCGCCGCAGCACCUACAUGGCGACGGGGCCCGGCCUGCUCAAGGUGCUGCAGGUGUCCAUCGCCUGCAUCCUCUCCGUUCCCCUGGCAACCGGGCACAUCCCAGCAUUCCCGGGCUUCUGGUGGGCGGUGGGCGCGCUCUGCGCUUGCGCUUCCAUAUCCUUGGUUGUCAUGGUGAUGGUGGUGGGGUGCCGGGCAUUUUGCCCGGUGCCGCUGGAGCGGCUUCUGGCGGCCUUCGGUGCCCUGGGCGUGUUGCUAAGCGGGGCCUUACUGGUGGUCUGGACCCUCGGCCUCAGCCAGCAGGAUAAUUCCAGUUCCAGCCAGACGACCUGCCGCUGGAGACUGUGCCUCUCGUCCGCCGUGCUGAUCAGCGUCAACUUCCUGGCUUAUGUGACCGACCUGGUCCACGCCGUUAGACUGAACUGUUCGAGAAACUGAGAGUCUGCAGACUCCGGCCCGCCAGCGCAGCCCGUGUCGGGCUCUCACGGUGCUCCCUCCAAAGAUGUUACCUCUUUGUGCUUGGUUCAACGGAUGGUUCUGGAAUAUAGGUGACUUCUUCUCUGGUCCUUUAAACAUGGGGCCUUUGAUGCCAGAAUUUCAUCUUCCUCUUCAGAAAAAGACCACCAUGAAAAGCUUAUCAUGUAAGGAGAUUGUAGUUGGUUGGCAAGUGAAUGAAUUCCCUGUCUAAAUCUACAGAGGCUGGACUGCACCUUUUCAGCAGCAUAUUUAUUUAAAAAGCCUCACUGAAAACUAUGAACUCUUUUUGGUUUGAAACCUAUUUGUUGAAUAUUACCCUCCUGUCAGAAUAAUAUAAAAAUGAAUCACGAUUUUUAUGGUACCUUACUAAAAUUGACCGGUGGACCGGGCCAGCAAAAUGCACGUUAUAGUCAACCUGUAUCUCACCCUCUCUUUCUUCUCGGUACUAUACUUUAACCAUGAUUUGUUGAUAGGGAAAAUAAAUCAGCCACAAUCGAGUGGUGAAGUGGGCAAAUUGGCCUACUUCUGCACCAAUGUCUUACGGUUUUAUGGACUGUAAACUGUUCAUGUUAAUGCAGAGGAGCAUUUUGAAUGUAAAUUUUUUUUACACAAUUUGUUGAGUUGAAUCCAAGGUCAGUCAACUAGCUUUUCUUUACACUAUCCACAACCUGCAGUUGUUCAGAACAAGAAUGGGGAUUUCUGUAACCAGACUUCACGCUGUGUAAUUUCCCAGAAGAGAAAAGUUUUAGUAGCACCGUCAGUGCCACUUUAUCACCCAUGAAACUGGCUUCAUUUAAACCAAGAUUUCCACCUUCGGAAAAUAAAAUUUCACCCAGCAGCUACCACUGACUCAUGAAGAUAAUUCCCCAAACUUUGCGGCUGUCAUGUCAGUGAAAGUAGCUGAUUUGUCGGUAAUAAUUUUGCAAAGUUGAAAGCAAAUUCUAUUGUGUGCACACAUGCACUUAAAUACAGAAAUAUCUUGUGCCUUCUAUGUAUUUCCGGAAAUAAUGGAUUGAAAAAUCUCAAGGUUUUAUGAGCUAUUAAAAAGUUACUUCAGGUAUGAGAGAUAUUUUAAUUCUCUACCUGUCACUGCACCUUCAAAUCAACAUUUUAUAAACUGUAUGUCUAUAGUCAUUCUUGUAUUUUUAAAUUAUUUUAUAAAGUUUAUGAUAAUUCAUUUACUACCUUAACCUUUUGUUUGAGCA
Messenger RNA from Mobula hypostoma (lesser devil ray), 6808 nucleotides. RefSeq names its product myeloid-associated differentiation marker homolog. Lineage: Eukaryota; Metazoa; Chordata; Chondrichthyes; Myliobatiformes; Myliobatidae. The record is from RefSeq and is a predicted model, not a curated record. Gene Ontology annotation, cellular component: membrane. The transcript has 2 exons. Bases 4668 to 5564 code for a protein of 298 amino acids.